AUGGGUGUGUGUAGUUCUCCACAGCUUUCUUCUUUUGUCUUUGCUUACUUCAUGAUUUUUCUGCUUCUCUUCUCUUCAAUGUAUCCUUUUCUGAAAACUAUCUUUCACUCUUCCCUUGCAAGCAACAUUCACUCUUCCCCUGCAAGCAACAUUCACUCUUCCCCUGCAAGCAACAUUCACUCUUCCCCUGCAAGCAACAUUCACUCUUCCCUUGCAAGCAACAUUCACUCUUCCCUUGCAAGCAACAUUCACUCUUCCCUUGCAAGCAACAUUCACUCUUCCCCUGCAAGCAACAUUCACUCUUCCCUUGCAUGCAACAUUCACUCUUCCCCUGCAAGCAACAUUCACUCUUCCCCUGCAAGCAACAUUCACUCUUCCCUUGCAUGCAACAUUCACUCUUCCCCUGCAAGCAACAUUCACUCUUCCCUUGCAUGCAACAUUCACUCUUCCCCUGCAAGCAACAUUCCUCUUCCCUUGCAUGCAACAUUCACUCUUCCCCUGCAAGCAACAUUCCUCUUCCCUUGCAUGCAACAUUCCUCUUCCCCUGCAAGCAACAUUCACUCUUCCCUUGCAUGCAACAUUCACUCUUCCCCUGCAAGCAACAUUCACUCUUCCCUUGCAAGCAACAUUCCUCUUCCCCUGCAAGCAACAUUCACUCUUCCCCUGCAAGCAACAUUCACUGUUCCUUGCAUGCAACAUUCACUCUUCCCCUGCAAGCAACAUUCAUUCACUCUUCCCCUGCAAGCAACAUUCACUCUUCCCUUGCAAGCAACAUUCCUCUUCCCCUGCAAGCAACAUUCACUCUUCCCUUGCAUGCAACAUUCACUCUUCCCCUGCAAGCAACAUUCACUCUUCCCUUGCAUGCAACAUUCACUCUUCCCCUGCAAGCAACAUUCACUCUUCCCUUGCAUGCAACAUUCACUCUUCCCCUGCAAGCAACAUUCACUCUUCCCUUGCAUGCAACAUUCACUCUUCCCCUGCAAGCAACAUUCACUCUUCCCUUGCAAGCAACAUUCACUCUUCCCCUGCAAGCAACAUUCACUCUUCCCUUGCAUGCAACAUUCACUCUUCCCCUGCAAGCAACAUUCACUCUUCCCCUGCAAGCAACAUUCACUCUUCCUUGCAUGCAACAUUCCUCUUCCCCUGCAAGCAACAUUCCUCUUCCCCUGCAAGCAACAUUCACUCUUCCCCUGCAAGCAACAUUCACUCUUCCCUUGCAAGCAACAUUCACUCUUCCCUUGCAAGCAACAUUCACUCUUCCCCUGCAAGAAACAUUCACCCUUCCUUGCAAGCAACAUUCACUCUUCCCCUGCAAGCAACAUUCACUCUUCCCUUGCAUGCAACAUUCACUCUUCCCCUGCAAGCAACAUUCACUCUUCCCUUGCAAGCAACAUUCACUCUUCCCCUGCAAGCAACAUUCACUCUUCCCCUGCAAGCAACAUUCACUCUUCCCCUGCAAGCAACAUUCCUCUUUCCCUUGCAUGCAACAUUCACUCUUCCCCUGCAAGCAACAUUCACUCUUCCCCUGCAAGCAACAUUCACUCUUCCCUUGCAAGCAACAUUCACUCUUCCCCUGCAAGCAACAUUCACUCUUCCCUUGCAUGCAACAUUCACUCUUCCCCUGCAAGCAACAUUCACUCUUCCCCCUUGCAAGCAACAUUCACUCUUCCCCUGCAAGCAACAUUCACUCUUCCCUUGCAUGCAACAUUCCUCUUCCCCUGCAAGCAACAUUCACUCUUCCCUGCAAGCAACAUUCACUCGUCCCCUGCAAGCAACAUUCACUCUUCCCCUGCAAGCAACAUUCACUCUUCCCCUGCAAGCAACAUUCACUCUUCCCCUGCAAGCAACAUUCACUCUUCCCCUGCAAGCAACAUUCACUCUUCCCUUGCAAGCAACAUUCACUCUUCCCCUGCAAGCAACAUUCACUCUUCCCUUGCAAGCAACAUUCACUCUUCCCUUGCAAGCAAUAUUCACUCUUCCCCUGCAAGCAACAUUCACUCUUCCCCUGCAAGCAACAUUCACUCUUCCCCUGCAAGCAACAUUCACUCUUCCCCUGCAAGCAACAUUCACUCUUCCCCUGCAACAUUAACACUGUAUUUUUUCCUUAUUUCAUUUACUAAAGUUAUUGUUAACAUGCUGUAG
Molecule: messenger RNA, 2142 nt
Organism: Acanthosepion pharaonis
Lineage: Eukaryota; Metazoa; Mollusca; Cephalopoda; Sepiida; Sepiidae
Source: the annotation of a GenBank genome assembly